AUGGAGAAAAUGUUAAGAUCAGGAGCUAGAGCUGCCUUCAGAAAUAAUCAGGUACCGUCAACAUCAAGUGUGGUAUCAACCAUCAAGACGGAAGAAUCGAUGAAUGAUCACAUCAACUCCCUCUGUAAACAAAAACUUCACAGGGAAGCAAUUGAAGCGUUUGACUUUGCACAGAAGAACUCAAGCUUCAACAUAAGGUUACAGACCUAUAUUUCUCUGAUUUGUGUUUGCUCCUCUUCGAGGUCUCUACCCCAUGGCAGAAAGAUACAUGAUCAAAUCUCAAAAUCCGACUGCAAGCACGAUACUGUUCUCAACAAUCACAUUCUAAGCAUGUAUGGGAAAUGUGGCUCGCUGAGGGAAGCUAGAGAAGUAUUUGAUUUCAUGCCUCAGAGGAAUUUGGUCUCUUACACAUCUGUGAUUACUGGCUACUCGCAGAACGGUCAGGGACUCGAGGCAAUCAAAUUGUACAUGGAGAUGCUUCAGGCAGGUUUAGUUCCUGACCAGUAUUCAUUUGGAAGCGUCAUCAAAGCUUGCGCCAGUACUGGUGACGCUGUGUUAGGGAAACAACUUCAUGCUCAAGUCAUUAAGUUGGAAACCAAUUCUCAUCUCUUUGCUCAAAAUGCUCUGAUUGCUAUGUAUGUUAGCUUUGGUCAAAUUUCAGAUGCAAGGAAAGUGUUCUGUGGCAUCCCAGUGAAGGAUGUAAUCUCGUGGGGUUCAAUCAUCGCAGGGUUCUCGCAACUUGGGUAUGAGUUUGAGGCACUACGCCACUUAAAAGAUAUGUUGUCUUAUGGUGUUUACCAGCCAAAUGAAUAUAUAUUUGGUAGCUCCUUAAAAGCUUGUAGCAGUCUCCUUCGACAAGAUUAUGGAAGCCAAAUACAUGGUUUAUGCAUCAAGUCCGGCUUCUCUGAAGACCCCUUUGCAGGAUGCUCUCUCUGUGACAUGUACGCUAGAUGCGGCUUUCUGAGCUCCGCGAGGAGAGUUUUUCAUCAGAUAAAGAGACCUGACACAGCGUCAUGGAAUGUUAUCAUAGCUGGACUUGCGAAUAACGGCUACGCUGAUGAGGCUGCCUCGUUCUUCUCUCACAUGAGGAACUCUGGUUUUGUUCCUGAUGCUACCUCCUUGCGUUCUUUGCUCUGUGGUCAGAUGGAUCUGUGUCAAGGCCGGCAGAUUCACUCUUUCAUCGUCAAGUAUGGUUUGAUUACAGAUCUUUCGGUUUGCAACUCUCUGCUUACCAUGUACAGCUCCUGCUCGGAUUUGUGCUGUUGUUUUAAGAUGUUUGAAGAGUUUAGAAACAGAGCAGAUUCUAUUUCUUGGAAUGCUAUUCUUACAGCAUGUUUGCGACAUGAAGAGCCAGCAGAGAUGUUGAGAUUGUUUAAGCUGAUGCUUAUCUCUGAAUGUGAUCCAGAUCACAUAACCAUGGGUAAUCUGUUACGUGCUUGUGUGGAAAUCUCAUCUCUGAAACUAGGAAGUCAAGUCCAUUGCUAUAAUCUAAAAACUGGUUUAGUUCUUGAACAGUUUAUAACAAAUGGAUUGAUUGAUAUGUAUGCAAAGUGUGGGUCGUUAGAGCAAGCGAGAAUGAUAUUUGAUUCAAUGGAUAACAAAGAUGUAGUUUCCUGGAGCAGUUUGAUAGUUGGAUAUGCACAGUCUGGAUUUGGAGAAGAAGCUCUAGUACUGUUCAAGGAAAUGAAUAGUUCGGACAUAGAGCCAAACCAUGUAACCUUUGUUGGUGUUCUUACUGCUUGUAGUCAUGUUGGGUUGGUAGAAGAAGGCUUGAAGCUGUAUUCAAUCAUGCAAAGUGAACAUAAGAUUGCACCGACGAAAGAGCAUUGCUCUUGCGUAGUAGACUUGUUAUCCCGUGCUGGUCAUUUAGAUGAAGCUGAGAAGUUCAUUAACGAAAUGGAUUUGGAGCCUGAUGUAGUUGUGUGGAAGACUCUUCUCUCUGCUUGUAAAACACAAGGAAACAUUGAUCUCGCACGAAAAGCAGCUGAAAAUAUUCUGAAGAUAGAUCCAUUCAACUCUACAGCUCAUGUAUUGCUCUGUGGGAUACAUGCUUCUUCUGGAAACUGGGAAGAUGCUGCGUUGUUGAGGAGUUCCAUGAAAAAGCAUGAUGUUAAGAAGGUUCCGGGACAGAGCUGGAUUGAAGUUAUGGAUGAAAGGCAUAUAUUCUUUGCUGAGGACGUUCUUCAUCCAGAGAGGGAUGAUAUAUAUACGGUUUUGCAUAACGUUUGGUUGGAGAUGGUUGAUGAGUGUAGGUCGCAACACAAGAGAAAACUUUAGUUUAUACAUUAGACAGGAUACACAAACUUUCUUAACUUCUGAUAACAUUAGAGGCGUUUUUGUGGAGUCUUAUGUAACAAUAUGAAGAAAUGUGGAGGCUUUAGAUGUGAU
This is a messenger RNA of Eruca vesicaria subsp. sativa (arugula), 2388 nucleotides long. The record is from the annotation of a GenBank genome assembly. Lineage: Eukaryota; Viridiplantae; Streptophyta; Magnoliopsida; Brassicales; Brassicaceae.